GACAGUAGCUUAGAAAAACUGACAGUGACAGUCGUCUAAAAGUAAAUAACAGAAUAAAUAAAUAAAUAAACAAUAAUAAAUAACAAAAAAAAAUGGAUUUUGAGAGUCCUGAUGUUGAAAAAGAAUUCCCGGGACUUUACGCUUCAGAGUCUGCUCGUAAAAGCAACGAGAGUGAUUUCAGCGAUGAUGGAAGUCAUGACAAGCACGCAAAAAAGGAGCUGCUAGGAAAGAAAAAAGACAAGAAGGAUAAAAAGGACCGCGGGUAUGCGACGCUGGAGGGUGAAAGUUCUCCUGAUGAGGAUCAAGAGACUAAGAGUCCGUCAAAGUCAAAAAAAUCAAAAACCUUCAAAUUUCCUUCAAAAAAACGAGAAAAAUCCAGAGAAAAAGACAGCAAAGAAAAAGAAACUGAUAAAGAUGCCAAGAAAAAGCGGGAUAAGGAUGACAAGCAUAAUGAUACUGAUAAAGAAAAACGCAAGGAUAAAGACAAGGACAAGGAUAAGUUAAAGUAUAAAUUGAAGGAUAGAAAGAAGAAACAUGACGAAGAUAUUGGUGAUGUUCAACCUAUUUUUGGAGUAAGUCUUCAACUAGCAGUUGAACGGAGUCGGUGUCAUGAUGGCAUUGAACUGCCGCUGGUUGUAAGAAAUUGUAUUGAUUAUUUGGAAGAGUUUGGUAUGACUACUGAAGGACUUUACAAAGUUCCUGGUGUUAAAUCUAAAGUACAACAUUUUAAGAAACUUUACAAUCAACGCGAGAGCGUUAACACCGCGGAGUUUGAGCCUACUGUAGCUGCUAGUCUAUUGGUAUUAUUCUUCAGAGAAUUACCAGAAGCAGUUUUAGAAAGCAGCGAAACAAUAUCCCGUUUCGAGCAAGCAGCAUCCACAAAAGAAGUAUCAACGCGAGAAUCUCAAUUAACCCAACUAGUCCAGCAGCUUCCUGAGUGUAACCGGGUGCUUUUAGGCUGGGUAACUUGUCACUUGGAUCACGUAACAGCCCGCGAAAAGACGACCAAAAUGAACGCCCAGUCCAUAGCCAUGACCUUGAGCCCAGUUUUGCAGAUGAGCCACCGGCUGUUCCUGGCGCUGCUGUGCCACUGCAAGGCACUGUUCCCUGAAAUUACACUGGACAAGUACGUUCCGCCAUUACCGGCUGGAACCUUGUGCUUACCUGACACUCCAGAAGCGAUUGCGAAGGAACUGGCGAAGCAAGAGUCGCUUUUAGAACAGAUUCACAUGCAAAUGAACGCUGGGUUCGUGACCAAAUCGCGGGAAGAAUUAUUGUGGGAAGUCCAGAGGAUUAUCACUCAGUUGAAAAGGAAAUUUAAAACCGUCCAGAAAUUAGAAGAAAAUCUCCAGAAGAGUCUUGAUGAUGAGGUUAAAUCUUCUGAUGAAAAUCACGGAGAAACUGGAACAAGUUCCGGAGCUGGAACCAAAAUUUUAGCGACCAGUUCCGGGAACUCUGGAACCAAUUCUAAUUCUGGUUCUUCUGGAGUGUUAAAUUCCGCAGCUGGAGUGUCUAGCUCAUCAAAUUUGGUUCCUGGAACGGCAAGUUCCGCCGCUGGAACAUUAGGAACAGCAGGAACAUCAGAAACAACAGAAACUGCGACUGCAGAGCCACCUGUGGUUGAUAUUGAGUUACCGACAGAGACUAAAGAUGUCGUUGAUGCUUCGGAAGAAGUUAAAGAAGAGGAAAAUGAUAAUUUAGUUGAACGAUUGCGAGAAAUGUUAAUUCAUGACGAAUUAUCAAACAUGGAGACUGUUUUGAAAAUAAGGAUACAGCAAGAAAGAAAUGAAAUUAAGAAGCUUAAUGAUAUGAUUGUGGAAAAUCCGGAAAUAGUGAAGGUUAAAGAUAAAGAACGGGUUCAUUCGCCAAAUGAAGCUGAAAUCACUGCGAUGAUACAGCUAGCCAAAGAAAAUCAACUUCUUGAGAAAAAGAUGAUGACUUUAAUUCGAAGUAUUAUUGAAGAAAAAGACGCAUGCGUUGAAUUACGCGUACAAUUAGCGAUGCAUCAAUUGAUAAGACAAAAAGCUGUAUAAAAUAAUUUUAAUGGUAAUAAUUAUUUAUGACUUUUAUUU
Molecule: messenger RNA, 2072 nt
Organism: Cotesia glomerata
Lineage: Eukaryota; Metazoa; Arthropoda; Insecta; Hymenoptera; Braconidae
Gene: Rlip
Product: ralA-binding protein 1
Exons: 6
Coding region: 93-2033 (646 amino acids)
Biological process (GO): small GTPase-mediated signal transduction
Molecular function (GO): GTPase activator activity; small GTPase binding
Source: RefSeq, a predicted model, not a curated record